This is a messenger RNA of Gasterosteus aculeatus aculeatus (three-spined stickleback), 3293 nucleotides long. The record is from RefSeq and is a predicted model, not a curated record. Lineage: Eukaryota; Metazoa; Chordata; Actinopteri; Perciformes; Gasterosteidae.
UGCUGACAAAAGUGAAUACAAUGAUGUGUGGGGGUUUUAGUGUUUUUGUUGUUGACUUCAUGCCGCCUAUUCAAGUAUAUGAUAACUCAAAAACACAUAGUCACAGCUUUAAAACAGUACUUGCGUGAAAUUUCACUGUUUAAAAUGAAAAGCAGCUACUCUCUGAUUUUAAUUCCUCUUGAUCAACAUUGUUUUAUACUGAACUUGUUCUCUCUUUUGUAAUCCGUGUUUUCAACUCAGAGGGUCGCUGUCGGCAAGCGCGUGGCAAUUGAACUAGAUUUUUUCUAAUUUUCCGGCAGUGUCCUGCCUCUACGUGUACAUACACAGGACAUGAGCAGACAACGACAUCAUACACGGUGCGCGUUCUCAAAAAACCUGCGAGGAAUUUAUAUCUCACUGGACAUUAAUUUUCGCUUCUACUACUUGGAGUGGACCUUUUUUUUAAAUUUCACAUUGAUUGCUUUGGAAAAGCUUUCAAUGUAAUGGUGCAGGAGACCACUACGGACAGAACAAUGAGACGGCAAGUACUGUUGCUUCUCUCGGUGCUAUGUCUCAGCUACGUGCUCGGGCAGGUCAGCUAUUCCAUACCCGAAGAAAUGGCGAAAGGCUCUGUCGUUGGUAACAUAGCGCAAGAUUUAGGUUUGGAUCUUAAUAGGCUGAAAUCAGGUAAAGCUCGUGUGUAUACGGGAGGAAGCGUUGAAUAUAUCGGGCUGAAUAAAGAAAGAGGGGUCCUUUUUAUCCAAGAGAGGAUAGACAGAGAGGCUUUAUGCGGAGAGACAACACCUUGUGCUUUGCAUUUCCAGUUGAUUCUGGAAAAUCCAAUGGAGCUGUUUCGUGUAACAGUGGAGAUCACCGACAUAAACGAUAAUACACCUACUUUUACGAAUGCAGAAAAACGCCUUGAAAUCAGCGAGUCCGCUGUCAUUGGAUCGAAAUUUGUGUUGGAGAAAGCCAUCGAUUUGGACAUCGGAAUGAAUGGUUUACAAAGAUAUUCACUUGCGCCCACUGAUAACUUUGUAAUAAAAAUCGAAAAUCAGGCAGAUGACAGUAAGAAGGUCGAGAUGGUUCUACAAAAACCUCUUGAUAGAGAAAAGCAGGCGUUCAUUUCGCUGCUGUUAACUGCAGUGGAUGGAGGAGAGCCGCAAAUGUCAGGGACAUUGAAAAUAUUUGUAAAUGUUUUGGAUGCGAAUGACAACGCACCUACAUUCGCAAAACCACUGUAUAGAGCAAAAAUACUUGAGAAUUCCCCCAAAGGCACCAGCGUAACGACUGUAAGCGCUUCUGAUAAAGACAUCGGCAUUAACGGAGAAUUGUCAUAUCUAAUAUCUUCCAGCAAACGUAUUUUAUCCGAACUAUUUAACAUUGAUUCAAAAACAGGGAAAAUUCUUCUUGUCGGUGAAUUAGAUUACGAAAAGGCAAAAAUGUAUCAAAUCGAUAUUGAAGUUGUGGACAGUGGGGGACUCUCCGAUUCCACGAAAGUAUUAGUUGAUGUUAUUGAUGUAAAUGACAAUACUCCUCAGAUAAAUAUUAUUUCAAAAUCCGAGUCCAUAUUCGAGGAUUCUUCUCCAAAUACUGUUUUAGCUAUGUUAAGUGUAAAUGAUCCAGAUUCAGCAAGUAAUGGUGAAAUAGAUUGUAAUAUAGACGGUAACAAUCCCUUCAAAAUUCAAACUACUUUAAAUGGAUUUUAUACUUUAGUUACAGUAGAUGAUUUAGACAGAGAGGUCGCUUCUCAUUAUAAUAUAACUGUGACCUGCUCUGAUGAAGGAGUCCCCUCCCUCUCCAGCAGCGUCACUCUCACCUUAAAGAUCUCUGAUGUUAAUGAUAACGCGCCUGUCUUUGAGAGAAGCACAUACGAGGCCUAUAUUGUAGAAAACAACACACCAGGUCUCUCUAUAUUCACAGUGAAAGCCAGAGACGCUGACUGGAACCAGAACGCCCGUGUUUCUUACAUACUGGAGGACUCCUCUGUUAACGGAGUGCCAGUCUCCUCGUAUGUGUCCGUUAGUGCUGAUAGUGGAGUCAUCCAUGCAGUGCGCUCUUUUGACUACGAGCAGAUCAAAGAUUUCCACUUCCGAGUCAAAGCGCAGGAUGGAGGCUCCCCUCCACUCAGUAGCAACGUGACCGUGAAAGUGCUGAUCCAGGACCAGAACGACAACCCUCCUCAGGUUCUGUACCCGGUGCAGACGGGAGGCUCUCUGGUGGCUGAGAUGGUUCCUCGUUCAGCAGAUGUGGGCUAUCUGGUCACUAAAGUGGUGGCUGUUGACGUGGACUCUGGACAGAACGCCUGGCUCUCCUAUAAACUGCAGAAAGCCACAGACAGGGCGCUGUUUGAAGUGGGCUUACAGAAUGGAGAAAUAAGAACUAUCCGCGGAGUCACUGAUAAAGAUGCUGUGAAACAAAGACUGACUGUGAUAGUGGAGGACAACGGGCAGCCCUCUCGUUCAGCUACAGUCAUUGUUAACGUGGCGGUGGCGGACAGCUUCCCUGAAGUGCUGUCUGAGUUCACUGACUACACACAAGACAAGGAGUACAAUGACAACCUGACCUUCUUAGGGUUGGCUUUGGCUGUAGUUUCCUUCCUCUUCAUCACGUGUUUAGUGGUUAUUAUAUCAGUGAAGAUCUACAGAUGGAGACAGUCUCGCGUCCUCUAUCACUCCAAUCUCCCUGUGAUUCCGUAUUAUCCACCACGUUACUCAGACACUUUGGGGACAGGGACUCUCCCACACGUGUACAACUACGAGGUGUGCAGGACGAAUGACUCCAGAAAGAGUGACUGUAAGUUCGGCACAGUCGGUAGUCAGAACGUGCUGAUAAUGGACCCCAGUUCUACAGGGACGAUGCAGCGGAUACAGAGUGAGAAGAACAUCCUGGAUGAACCAGACUCUCCUCUAGAGGUUGGUCAUUUGGUAUAAUAACACAUUUUAACACAUUUGCAUGUUUCUUACAACUGAGGAAGUCCUUACCCUGUCCCAUUUUCAUGGGUUUGCAACUAGCACCAUGGACAGAGGCACUGGUGUUACUUUUGCCCUGAACCUUUUUAAUCAUUUGCAGCUGCAGCAUUGAGUAUUUUUUUGUUUUUUAUGCUUGCGGGUGGUUAGGUCUGGUUAUGAGCUCUUAUUGAUCCUGCAACCGAUGAUUGUACAUUAUUUCUAUAAACUAUUUAUUUCAUUUUUUUUCUUCCUAUAAAUCUAUCCACCCAUCUCUCUGUAUCUUUCUGUCUCUCUGUCUAAUUUGUCUUUCUACCCUUAUACCUAUGUGUCUACUUUUGGCAAACAUUACAUAGCUUAACCAAA